AUGAGAGCUGCGCAUACCCGGACCGACCAGUCAGCCUUGAGCCUCACCCACGCUGCUGCCGUCGAGCGUCCGAUCUCGAUGGAACGUAGCCCUUCAGACACGACCGAGCAUGCGUCAAGGGCGGCGUUGGGCUUGCUGACCGGCAGCCUCGGUGGCUACCGGCCGGAACUUGCGCAACGUCCGAGGAGGGGCGACACCGCGCCACCAACGUGUGCGGGAGCACCGGCAACAACGUCGACGUCGUUACGUCGUGCCGAGUCGGCGACGCUACGACUCGAAGUUCUCGAGCAGAAUGGCAAGCGCCGCACAUGGUACCGCGGUUCGAAUGGCCAGUUUGCUUCGGGUAGCCGCCCAACGCCUCUCAAUGAGCUUGAUGGAUCAUCUGCCGGAGCGGCGUCCGGUCGUGGCGGCGCCGGUCGCGAAGGACCGACUCAGCCGCUUCGACGCAUUCGCAAGCGGCGCAAGGGUGACGAGAUCGACCGCAAGUACAUCUGCGACUUUGCGGGAUGCGACAAGGCGUAUGGAACGCUCAACCGUAGGUGCCGGGCCCGUCGCCGCCUCGUCGCCGCCUCGAUCCCGCCUUGA
Pseudozyma flocculosa PF-1 is the source of this 585-nucleotide messenger RNA. RefSeq lists its product as uncharacterized. The transcript has a single exon. The record is from RefSeq and is a predicted model, not a curated record. The coding region runs from base 1 to 585 and encodes 194 amino acids. Lineage: Eukaryota; Fungi; Basidiomycota; Ustilaginomycetes; Ustilaginales; Ustilaginaceae.